This is a messenger RNA of Theobroma cacao (cacao), 1232 nucleotides long. Lineage: Eukaryota; Viridiplantae; Streptophyta; Magnoliopsida; Malvales; Malvaceae. The record is from RefSeq and is a predicted model, not a curated record.
CAUACGUAACCCCUAUCACUUCAUAAUUAAUUGGCAACCUCAUCUCCUUCUCUUAAUAAUUUCUCUUCUGACUUCUGAGUUCUGAGAGAUUGGUAGCCAUGGCCAUGACCUUGAGACAUGCUUUCGUUAUGCUUCUUGCUCUCAUGUUGGUGCUUGAUGAACGCCAAGCAGAUGGUGCGGUGUCGGCAGAAGUGCAAAAGCUGAUCCAUGAAGCCAAACUGAAUGGCCCUUACGUAGGCGUGGUGAUUCCAAACCUUUUCGAAUUGAGCCCUCUUCUUCACAAUCCUAACUUCACUUCCGCCAACUUCACUAUACCUUUUUCUGGAAGGAGAUUCCGGUUUGGAGCCAUUGGAGAGAAAAGGGUCAUAUUAGUCAUGACCGGACUGAGCUUGAUAAAUGCAGGCAUAACCACCCAGCUAUUGCCGACUUUAUUCAAGAUCGAAGGGGUUGUCCAUUAUGGAAUAGCUGGAAAUGCCAAUCCCUCCCUGAACAUUGGAGAUGUCACUAUUCCUAAAUAUUGGUCACAGACAUCUCUUUGGUAUUGGCAGAGGUACGGAGAUGGACCCUCAGACGAGCUAACCCUCGAAUCAAAUGGAGACUACACCAGGGAACUUGGGUUCCUUAAAUUUGCUAAUUUUACCACAAAUGUGACUGCCAGCCCCUCACAUGACAACCUAUUGAACAAUGUUUGGUAUCAGCCAGAGGAAGUUUUUUUCAUAGAUGGAACUCCUGAACAAAGACAGCAUGCCUUUUGGGUCCCUGUUGAUUCCAAAUACUUAAGAAUUGCUAAAACUCUGGCGGACUUGAAAUUGGAGGGUUGCCUGAACUCAACGACAUGUUUGGAUGAGCAACCGAGGGUGGUCACUGUCCAAAGAGGAACAAGUGGCAGCGUUUUCCUAGACAAUGCUGCUUAUCGCAGCUUCAUUUACAGCAAGUUCAACGUAAGCCCUGUCGACAUGGAGAGCGCAUCGGUGGCUCUGAUAUGUCUGCUGCAAAGGGUACCUUUCAUCAUUAUCAGGGCUCUCUCCGACUUGGCAGGUGGCGGCUCUGCUGAAUCAAAUGAGGCUGAUAUUUUCACUUCUCUUGCUGCAAAUAAUGCUGUCACGGUGGUCAUAGAGUUUAUUAAGCAAUUGUCCGCCUAAAUGAGGCUGAUAUAAUCUUCAUGCUUAUAGUCUAUACUUCACUGAAAUUGGAUAUGCUUCUGCGAGUAUAUAUAGAUACUGUUUACUAAA